CCGUUUUAUAAUGGGACCCUAUGGGAAAUUGAAUCAGCGUAAUAUAACCUCUACAGAAAUAAUCACAAGUAAACAAUUGAAAUAUUAAUAUUAAUAUUUUGCAAAUAAUAGUCCAGCAUUCAAAGAGGCAGUGGACCAGACUACAUGAGUUGUCUGUAAAAAACUUGAACUCCACCGGUACAAUACAGUAGGCUACGGUACAGUAUGGUAAGGUAAACACUCACAAGAACAACAACAAUAAAUAUCGCUAAAAGAACCUUAUGACCUGAAAAUCAAAGAGCAGACUUCACUGCUGUCUUUAAUUAUGAUCAGAUUGAAAAAGAACAUUCUCUUAUUUCUGGUUAUUGCUGGAGCUUUUCCUGUUCUUUUUCUGGUGUACGUAGCCCUGCAUUCAGAUGGGGCCACAGAAUUCAAUUCUCAGGAAAGCCUUGAGCGUCUGGAAACAAAACUGGCCAGCAAGAUCCGAGAACUAGAGCAGCACAAUAACUACCUUCAGCAGAAGCUGAGUAAGACUCGGACCCAGUACCUGAACUUGCAGCUGGCUGUUAGUUUAAGUAACCAGUCUGAUUCAAGCUUGGCCAACCACAGCAGACUGGACUGUAUGAAGCAGGCCUUCAACAAUUGUGAAGUCAUCCAUGUUGCAAUCGUGUGUGCAGGCCACAAUGCAACUAGAGAUGUCGUCACUUUGAUCAAAAGCGUCCUCUUCCACAGGAAGAACCGUCUCCAUUUCCACUUCAUCUCGGACUUUUCCGCAGAAAUCAUUAUCAGAAAUCUCUUCAAAUCAUGGAAUCUCAAUGAACUGGAGGUGAGUAUAUACCCGACCAAGACGGUCCAUGAGGACAUCAGUUGGAUACCCAACAAGCACUACUCGGGGAUCUACGGCCUCAUGAAGUUGGUGCUGCCAAAGAUACUGCCUGUAGAUCUACGCAAAGUCAUAGUUUUAGACACAGACAUCACGUUUGCCUCAGAUAUUGCUGAACUUUGGAAGCUGUUUGGUGUACUCGCAAAAGAGGCUCUGGGUUUAGUAGAGAAUCAGAGUGACUGGUAUCUAGGGAAGCUCUGGAAGAACCAUCAGCCCUGGCCUGCCCUGGGUCGUGGGUUCAAUACGGGCGUAAUGCUCAUGAAUCUAGCAAUUCUUCGAGGGAUUGAUUGGAUGAGAAUAUGGCGACAGGUUGCGGAGAAAGAGCUCCAAGUAAUGUUACACACUGCCCUGGCAGACCAAGAUAUUAUCAACUCAGUAUUAAAACAACAUCCUCAACUUGUUAAAACCCUGCCUUGCCAGUGGAAUGUACAGCUGAGUGACAACACACGCAGUGAGCAGUGUUAUUCUGAGGUCACUGACUUAAAGAUAAUUCACUGGAACUCUCCAAUGAAGUUGAAAGUGAAGAACAAGCAUAUAGAGUUCUUCCGCAAUCUCUACCUGACAUUCCUUGAGUAUGAUGGAAACCUGCUGAGACGGGAGCUGUUUGGAUGUGGUAGCAAUCUCACCUACAGCUCAGUCCAACAACAGAUCAGUGAGAUCAGUGAGGAUGAUGAGUGUUAUGACUUUCGUCGUGAGCGUAUCAUAGUUCACAGAACCCACAUCUUCUAUCUGGACUACAACUACACGGCUGUAGAGUGGGAUGUGACCCUAGUAGCUCAACUCAGCAUGGACAGACUGCAGAUGCUGGAGACAAUAUGCAAGCACUGGGAAGGACCCAUCAGUCUGGCGCUGUACAUGUCAGAUGCUGAGGCCCAGCAGUUCCUGAGGUACGCACAUGGCUCCGAGACCCUAAUGAACCGCAACAACAUCGGCUACCAUGUCGUGUACAAGGAUGGGCAAUACUACCCCGUGAACUACCUACGCAAUGUGGCAAUGCAGCAGGUACACACAGAGUUCAUGUUCCUGUCGGACAUUGACUUCCUGCCCAUGUAUGGACUGUACGAGUAUCUCAAGACUGCAGUCAGGAUGGCUGACUUGAGAAACCAGCACAAGGCGCUAGUGAUCCCAGCGUUUGAGACACAGAGGUAUCGACUGACGUACCCUUUGUCCAAGGCACAGCUACUAUCACAACUAGACACUGGGGAACUCUACACAUUCAGAUACCACGUAUGGGCCAAGGGCCAUGCAGCAACCAACUAUGAGAAAUGGAAGAACGCCUCCAGUCCGUACACAGCCAAGUGGGAGAUGGACUUUGAGCCAUACAUAGCUGUCAACAAGAACAUCCCACUGUUUGAUCAGCGUUUUGUGGGCUUUGGCUGGAACAAAGUCUCCCACAUCAUGCAGCUGGAUGCAGAUGGGUAUGAGUUUGUGGUCCUACCAAAUGCUUUUAUCAUACACAUGCCACAUGCUCCGAGUUUUGAUAUAGCCAAGUUCCGCUCUAGUUCUUUAUAUAGAAGGUGUCUAUCCAGAUUAAAGCAGGAAUUUCAACGAGACUUGUCACAGAAAUAUGGAAUAAAGGCUCUUAAAUAUUUAUCUGUAGAAUAGUCAUAGAAAUUAAGAAUAUUAACUUUUCCAUUCAUGUACGUAACCAUUAAAACAGCUUUAUUAGACAGUUGCUUUGCCUGUGGUAAAUUCUGAAAGUAUUUCAAUAAUGUUUUGCAAUAUACCACAGAUGUUUAAAGUAUACCCAUUGUUUUUUCACUUCAGUUUUGUUUAAGUAUUUAAGUACAAGAUUAUAUAAAUGUCAUACCAUGUUAAAGCAUAUUGAAACAUACAUACUGGAUGGACAUAUUUGUAAUACAACUAUAUAAGACAUUGUUUGUGGGUACACUUUCUAUAAAGCUAAGCAUUAAUGACUCUUUGUCAAGAAUAAGCUAUUAACUUGAUUAGGCAACCAUUUUCUUACCAAUGAAAUAAAGUAUACAUUUGAAAUGUGUGAUUUAUAAUUAUUUACAGGUCAUUUUAAAUUAAUAGAUAACAGCUUAAACAAUAUUUUACUCACAUAACUCAGUAAAAGUCUCAAGAUUGGAGGAAAUAAUCAUUGCAGUUUAUUUUUGGCUUUUACCAGUUGAUGCUAAAAUAUGGCCCUUUGUCAUUUGUGCAAUGUAUAUCAUUUAGUGCAUUUGUCUGUCCAAACAAAUUGAGGGCAACAGUGUCAGUGAAACACAGUUGUAUUGUGUAAAAGUUGUCUUCAAUUGGCACAUGGAAUUGCUUAGAAUAAAGGGAAUAAAGUGUUUCAUUUGUUUACCUAAUGCUAUGAUACUUAAUAAAUUUUUGUAUUAUUUAAUGGGUGAAAAUUUUGAUGAAAAAUAUAAGUUAUGAACAUCU
Dreissena polymorpha is the source of this 3250-nucleotide messenger RNA. RefSeq names its product xylosyl- and glucuronyltransferase LARGE2s-like. The coding region runs from base 305 to 2467 and encodes 720 amino acids. Lineage: Eukaryota; Metazoa; Mollusca; Bivalvia; Myida; Dreissenidae. The record is from RefSeq and is a predicted model, not a curated record. Gene Ontology annotation, biological process: protein O-linked glycosylation via mannose. The transcript has 18 exons. Gene Ontology annotation, molecular function: glucuronosyltransferase activity; xylosyltransferase activity.